UUGUCGGCUUGACGUUUGGAGAGUGUUCGAGGUUUGUUGUACUCCCGGAAAAGUGUGAAAACGCUUUGAAAAAGUAUACGCGUCUGUUUGAAAAUAUCUACAUUUCAUCCCCCAGACAUGGCUCUAGUGUGUGCUAUAACAAAUGAAGUCCCGGAUCAGCCGGUUGUUUCCCCACAUUCGGGGGCAAUAUUUGAGAGGCGUAUCAUUGAGAAGUACAUUGUGGAGAACGGAUGUGAUCCCAUUGAUGGCAAGGAGUUGAAAGUGGAGGAUCUGAUUGAGAUCAAGACACCGCCUAUCGUGAAGCCGAAGCCUCCGAGUGCCACCAGUAUUCCGGCAACGCUGAAAACUAUGCAAGAUGAGUGGGAUUCGCUGAUGCUGCACACUUUCACGCAGCGACAGCAACUGCAAACAGCUCGCCAGGAGCUCAGCCAUGCUCUCUAUCAGCACGAUGCGGCGUGCAGAGUGAUCGCGCGUCUCAAUAAGGAAGUCACGGCUGCCAGGGAGGCUUUGGCCACGCUGAAGCCGCAAGCGGGCAUCAAUAUUACAUCUGGAGUUCCGCAACCGUCUAUCGGUGCAGAGGCGGCUGGAAUUGCUACACAGCCGGUGGAGCAAGUGGGCAUGAGUGCUGAGAUUAUCCAGAAGUUGCAGGAGAAGGCAACAGUGCUCACGCAGGAGCGUAAGAAGCGCGGAAGAUCCGUUCCGGAGGAACUUAUCGGACAGGAAACUAUUCGCGGAUUCCACACUCUGGCCUCUCAUCCGGGUCUCCAUUCGGCCAGUGUGCCCGGAAUACUGGCCCUGGACAUUAGUGUAUCAGAUCAUAACAAGAUCAUCACUGGUGGAAAUGAUAAGAAUGCCGCUGUGUUCAAUAAGGACACCGAGCAGGUGAUUUCCAUCCUCAAGGGUCACACAAAGAAGGUGUCGAAGGUGAUCUAUCAUCCUGAGGAGGAUUAUGUGAUCACUGCAUCUCCUGACACGACAAUUCGCAUCUGGAACGUCCCGACAUCCCAGACAACUCUGCUUCUUCGUUGCCACGAUCAGCCCGUCACUGGAUUGUCUCUGCAUCCCACGAGUGAUUACAUCCUCUCCACAUCUUCUGACAAACACUGGGCUUUCUCUGACAUUCGCACUGGCCGUUUGCUGACGAAGGUCAUCGAUACAUCCGAAAUGGGUCUCACAACAGCACAGUUCCAUCCUGACGGAUUGAUUUUCGGCACUGGCACGGAGGAUUCUCAAGUGAAGAUCUGGGAUUUGAAGGAGCAGAGCAACGUGGCGAACUUCCCCGGUCACACUGGCCCCAUCACAGCGAUUUCCUUCUCUGAGAACGGAUAUUAUCUGGCCACGGCGGCUGAUGACUCGUGUGUGAAGUUGUGGGAUUUGCGUAAAUUGAAGAAUUUCAAGACCAUCCAACUGGAAGAUGGACAGGAGGUGAAGGAUCUCUGCUUCGACCAGAGCGGAACGUACUUGGCGAUCGCAGGGACGGACAUUAGAAUUUACCUCUGCAAGCAGUGGCAGGAACUGAAAGUAUUUCAGGAUCACACAGCCAUGGCCACCGGUGUGCGAUUUGGUAAGCAUGCCCAAUACUUGGCGUCCACGAGCAUGGAUCGAACCCUCAAGCUCUACGGCUUCGAAUAGAAUAUCUGCAAACUCCAAAAACAAACAAUUAUUCAAUAUCUCUGAUUUCGUGGUAUUUUAAUGAAUAAACUGAUUGUAGAAGUAAAUUUUAGAUGUCAUAUUGCCAUUAUUAUAUUCUGCAGUUAGGAGGAAAGUUCCUAGAGUUGUUAGGAUCUGCGUAGCGUAGAUAGGAUUUCGUACUAACCGUAAUAACUUUCAAUGAAUUCAACGAAUAUUCUAUGUAUUUCUUAUUGCGUAAAAUUUUUAUUUUGAAGUAUUUUUAAUUGUAGCUUACGAAUACAAUUAGUGGAAAUUAAAAUCGGUGUAAAAACG
Messenger RNA from Phlebotomus argentipes, 1944 nucleotides. RefSeq names its product pre-mRNA-processing factor 19 (gene Prp19). Gene Ontology annotation, cellular component: cytoplasm; U2-type catalytic step 1 spliceosome; Prp19 complex. Gene Ontology annotation, molecular function: protein binding; ubiquitin protein ligase activity. Gene Ontology annotation, biological process: DNA repair; mRNA splicing, via spliceosome; protein ubiquitination. NCBI's taxonomy places the organism in Eukaryota, Metazoa, Arthropoda, Insecta, Diptera, Psychodidae. The record is from RefSeq and is a predicted model, not a curated record. Bases 118 to 1632 code for a protein of 504 amino acids. The transcript has 4 exons.